This is a messenger RNA of Gilbertella persicaria, 748 nucleotides long. Its product is annotated as translation initiation factor eIF 4e-like domain-containing protein. Bases 51 to 617 code for a protein of 188 amino acids. Gene Ontology annotation, cellular component: cytoplasm; eukaryotic translation initiation factor 4F complex. Gene Ontology annotation, biological process: translational initiation. NCBI's taxonomy places the organism in Eukaryota, Fungi, Mucoromycota, Mucoromycetes, Mucorales, Choanephoraceae. The transcript has 4 exons. The record is from RefSeq and is a predicted model, not a curated record. Gene Ontology annotation, molecular function: translation initiation factor activity; RNA 7-methylguanosine cap binding.
CCAAAAAAAAAAAAAACUUUUUUAUAUACGUCUUUAUAGAACAAUAAGCAAUGAAUCAACCUUUAGAACAACAUUCUCAUUCACUUCAAUAUGGUUGGGUAUUUUGGUUUAUGCACCGUUCUCGAGGAGAAAAGAUCACAAACUAUGAAGGUGCGAUGAAGAAGAUUGCUACUUUUCAUACUAUAGAAGAGUUUUGGGCUGUAUAUAGUCACCUAAGACGACCAGGAGAAUUACCCAAUAUUAGCGACUAUCACUUGUUUAAAGAAGGUGUUCGACCUGUGUGGGAGGACACAGCCAAUAUUCAUGGUGGGAAAUGGAUUGUUCGAGUCAAGAAAGGGUUGGCUGGUAGAUAUUGGGAGUCUUUGAUAUUGGCUAUCAUUGGCGAUCAAUUUGAUGUGCAGGAUGAGAUUUGUGGGGCAGUUUUGUCUAUUCGUGGUUCAGAAGACAUCAUUUCAGUAUGGAACAAGACGUCAUCGAAUGGCAAAAUCAAUUUGAAAAUUAGAGAUACCAUUAAAAAGUAUUUGAAUUUACCAGUCGAGACAACGAUGGAAUAUAAAACACAUAAUGAUGCACUUCGAGACAAUUCAAGUUUCCGUAACACAGACGUGUUUCGAUAAAUAAAAUAGCUGUCAAUCCAUAAAAAUAGAAAUUCAUUUUGCUGUACUACAAUACAGUUCUGAAGAGAAGCAGCACGAGAACGCAAUAAAAAUGUAAUAUAGUCGGAGAGAGUUUCUGCUAUUGAAAAAAA